CUGUGUACCUGCUGCUGCUGAUAAUAGGUCAACGCGGUGCAGAUGAGACGGACAUGCGUUUAGUUUAUGUCUUCAACUCUCACUUAUAUUAGUCUGUCUCACUGCCGGAGUUGGAGGAGUUCAUGAUUAUAUUUGUAUCCGAUCUGUACCUGAGCACCUUUGGGGACAAAUUGCUCCAACACCGGCAGAGCUCCAGGGGGAAUGCACAUAAACAACGACACCUUCCUCCGUAAACACGCCAAAAAAGACAACAUCAUUUUGUCACCAUGGAGGGCUUAAAUGUUUCCAGUCUUUCGUCAAACCGUAGGCCAUCUGUUGGGGCAUGUUUACCCGAAAAUGCCCCUGUUUUUGGAAAAGCUCCGUCCCAGGUGACCGUGAAAAGACAAGCAGUGAAGAGACACCACCACAAACACAACCUGAAACACAGGUACGAGUUUCUGGAGACCCUGGGGAAAGGAACCUACGGCAAAGUGAAGAAAGCCAAGGAACGAUCCGGGAGACUGGUUGCCAUAAAGUCGAUCAGAAAGGAUAAGAUCAAAGAUGAGCAAGACCUGGUUAACAUUCGUAGAGAAAUUGAGAUCAUGUCGUCACUCUGCCACCCGCACAUCAUCACCAUAUAUGAAGUAUUUGAGAACAAAGACAAAAUUGUGAUAGUGAUGGAGUAUGCCAGCCGGGGAGACCUGUACGACUACAUCUGUGACAAGAGGAGCAUCUCUGAACGGGAGGCCAGGAGCUUCUUCAGACAGAUUGUAUCUGCUGUGCACUACUGCCAUCAGAAUGGAAUAGUACAUCGAGACCUGAAACUGGAGAAUAUUUUACUAGAUGGCAACGGCAACGUGAAGAUCGCAGACUUUGGCCUGUCCAACCUCUACCACAGUGAUGAGUUCCUCCAAACCUUCUGCGGCAGCCCUCUGUACGCUUCCCCGGAGAUCGUCAAUGGACGACCUUACCAUGGGCCGGAGGUGGACACGUGGUCUCUUGGUGUGCUAUUGUACACUAUGGUUCAUGGCACCAUGCCAUUUGAUGGGAACAACCACAAGGCAUUGGUCCAACAGAUCAGCACUGGAAACUAUCGUAAACCCAGCAACCCCUCUGAUGCAUGUGGGCUAAUACGUUGGAUGCUAAUGGUAAAUCCCGAGCGCAGGGCCACAAUAGAAGAGAUUGCAGGACACUGGUGGCUUAACUGGGGCUACCAGCAGCCAAUACUGGCCGAAACAAAGAGCAGUCCAGUAGAGCAGACCCCUUCACCAGCCUCCCCCUCCACAUCACACCCUGCUGGGCUGGCUAGCAUUGCUAGUUGGCUGCGCCGUACAUCCAGACCUUUACUGGAGAAUGGCUCAAAGAUGCGCUGCCUGCUCCGCUCGCCGGGCGGAGGAGGGGAUGUAGUCCGGCAGCGCUCUCUGCGAAGGUCACGAAAAGAAAACAAUGUCUCCCAGACCAUUCAUGAAGUAAGCACAGACAGUCGCCCCUAUAAGGGUAUUUUAAAGAGACGCAACAGUGUGAAACAGAAGGCUCUGAGUGAAACCCCUGCUGUAAGUCCAGUGGAGCCACAGAACAUUUUGGGUGAUGCAACACCAGAUAAUGCUCCUUCAGCUGCACCGCUGCCACGCAAAGGUAUCCUAAAGAAGCCCACAGAGCACGAGUCUGGGUACUACUCCUCCUCUCCUGACAACAGUGACUCUGGCUGGGCACCACAAACUAAAGAGUGCCCGUCAGCACCAACCCAUAGGAAAGGCAUCUUGAAGCGCAAUGGAAAGUUCUCCUCCGGCAGGCUGCAGGAGUUUGGCUCUCUGGACCAGCUGGCAGCUUCUUUACCAUGCACAGGCGCCAGGUCGAGGCCGAGUGGCGGCAUCAGCGAGGACAGCAUUCUAUCUUCCGAGUCCUUCGACCAGCUGGAUCUGCCAGACCAUGUACGACACCCAGCACAAGUGGAAAAACCAGCCAAGCCUAGCUUGAGAGGAUGUGUUUCUGCUGACAACCUGCUGGAUAUCAAAGAAGACAGGAUGCUGGGGGCCGGGUCGCUGAGGCCCUGGAACUGCUACGAGUCUGGUGUGGCUGACAGUGCCUUUUCUAUCACAGACUGCGAUAAUGUUACAGAGGCUUACAAGCAGGCCAUGGUUACAAGGCUCUGCAGCAAGCUGAAGUCCAGUUAUUUUUGAAGAACAAUGACUUAAGACUGGUUUUUCUGAAGUUUUGACAAACUCUUAACUACUGAAGACUCAAAAGCCAAAGUGCAUUAGGUGAAAUUACUGAUAAUGAUCAGCUAACUUCAGGGAUUUUCACAGUACCAAAAACACAAUGGGAUUCUUGUUAAACAUCAGAUUGUAUUUCAUAAGGUGAUUGUGGCAUGUCAUUUGAGUAAAACCGGCAAAAAUAACCAGAUGGCACAGUAUUUUCAAUGCUGCUUUUAAAAGUGUCCAUUUCAAAGAUCCUCAGUGAAAGAAGCUGCUGUGGGUCAACAACUCUGGUCUUUUAUAUCAAAAAGUAACACUGUUAAACCUUUUGCUCAGUGAAAAUUGACUUAAAUACUGACAUUUCCAGUCAGCGGUUGUUUGAAUGUGCUUAAGCCACAGAGUGAGUGUCUUUUACUGUCCAAAGGACAGUUUGAUAAAAGUGUUUACAACUUAACAGCUGAUUAUCUGUCAAAAUUAAUUUUAUCGAGGAUAAAAGCAAUAAUGACCAGAUUUAAUGCUAGGAUGGGUAUUUUACAGCUUUAACUGUGCUUUAGGAAUGGGGAAAUUACAUUUCAUAGAUACCAAAGAGGAAAUUUGAUAUGUCAUUUGACUUAUUUUUCUUUAUCUUUAUUCAAAGCAACAGCAAAAAGUUCCCAGAGGAACGUUUAUUUGUAACGGGGACUUCAGCUCUCAAAGAGCCUUUUUAAAAAAUUGUUUUCAUUUUCUCUUGAAAUGAUUUGUUUCAAGUUUGGAUAAUACUUGAAUGAUAAUCAUGAAGCAUAUGACUCACGUUGAGCAUAACCAGUUGAACCUGCUUUUGCUCCUGAGCACAACAUCACCAUUUACUAGGUCGCAGUUUCACAGGAAAGGUUGGACUCAUUGAAAGCAUUGACGUGUGUUGGAAAGCGAACCACAAACCCCAGCUCUCUCCUCUAUGCUGUGUAAAAUGUAUAACUUUAACUGAAUGUUCAAGGUCAGUCAUGGAGCUCAGGUGUAUGCAUUUUUAAUUUUUAAUAUCUGGACACGAGAGGUGGUACAGUAUUUCACAAAGCCGGAUUAGAAGUUUAGCCUUUAACUGAAAAUGCUGUUUCCAAAGUAAAAUUGUGAGUGAUAAAUGCUAACGAGGAUCAUUAUGUGCUAUCUUCCACCUCCUGCUUUAUGAAUGACCUCCUGGUAAUCAGAGAAAACGGUUUUGUUUCUUUCCAUAUGAAAUGUCACGCUGCAAACUGGAGUUGCUUAAUUAGAUUGGUUUGCUGGGAUUAAAUUAGAACAUAAAGCCAGGCCUGGAACAUUUCCACACUUUAUCAGACCAUGGAAACCUUAUGCAUACAAUGUAUUUAUCAGCUAUAAUUGAAGUAUUAAGUUAUUGUAUAAUAAGUUGCACAAGGCAGUACCCAGUUGCCGCAAAGCCAUGCUUUUGUGUAGGAACUGGAAUGGUAAAAUGUGUAUAUUUUCAGUUAUUUAUGGUUAUUUUUUUGCCAAACUAAGAAUCUGAUCAGGAAUGUAAAGUCUAUACAAAUAUAAACUAGCAAUUGCCUUAUUGCAACUGGAAGUUCUUGUCAUUCCUUUCUAUUAUGCCACAGAAAUUCUUGAAGUGUGACAGACGGGUCUAAAAUGGUAUCUUUUAUAUUUUUGUACAAUAUAUAAAGUGCAUGUGGGCAUUUCAUUGCUGUUUUUCUCUCCCCCCUUGACCCAGAAGUUGCAGGUUCUGUUAAUAUUAUUUUCUUUAACAGAAACAAACCCUGUUUGCCAAAGUUACUGGGCUUAUCGUUUAUAUGACUGUGUGAUAUGCCAGGCUGUUAUGCCUGGGAUGAUCAAACCAAUAAAAAAUUUGAGAACUUGA
Eleginops maclovinus (Patagonian blennie) is the source of this 4017-nucleotide messenger RNA. RefSeq names its product NUAK family, SNF1-like kinase, 2 (gene nuak2). Gene Ontology annotation, cellular component: cytoplasm. Lineage: Eukaryota; Metazoa; Chordata; Actinopteri; Perciformes; Eleginopidae. Gene Ontology annotation, biological process: protein phosphorylation; intracellular signal transduction. The record is from RefSeq and is a predicted model, not a curated record. Gene Ontology annotation, molecular function: ATP binding; protein serine/threonine kinase activity.